Fomitiporia mediterranea MF3/22 is the source of this 678-nucleotide messenger RNA. RefSeq lists its product as uncharacterized. The record is from RefSeq and is a predicted model, not a curated record. NCBI's taxonomy places the organism in Eukaryota, Fungi, Basidiomycota, Agaricomycetes, Hymenochaetales, Hymenochaetaceae. Bases 1 to 678 code for a protein of 225 amino acids. The transcript is spliced from 6 exons.
AUGAACGGGCUCGAGGUACCCUCUACUUUGAAAGAGAACGAUAAAUUGAAGUACACAUCUAUGCGACCUGGCUUGAAGGGCGUUCUCCCUCUUGAGUUUCCGCAUUGCUGCUGCUUUCCACCCACCCACCAACGUCUUUCUCCCUUCACCUUGUUUCAAGGGAAAGAUGGGUUCUGUGUCCUUCUCCUUUUGUUCAAUGCGGGGUCGAUAGCUCUAGGAGUGCUACCUUACUUCUAUGGACCGACGGACGCAUUUCAGAUCGCACAGAUAAUUGCCGCAGGAGCGGUGUUCAUUCUUGCAAUAAUUCUGCCGUGCUUCGUAGUAGCGAAGAGAGGCAACGGAGUUUAUACAGAGUCCUUCUGCUACCUCUUGAUGGCCGCUAUUGAUAUUGUUGCAUCCGUCUUCAUCACACUUCGAUGGGUAACCAACCACCAACUCUCUGACGACUACAGGAAUGUCCCACAGAAAGAUAUGGUGGUCAUCAUGGUCGUCGCUGUCUCUUGGGCAGCCGCACUCACCGGGGCCAUCGGUUUCAUCCUUUCCAUGAUCGAUGCCUGCUCCAGAGCCAUCCGUCGAGACAAGCACCGCGCAUCGUUGCCUAUCCAAACGCCUCCACGAGAACUCAGGAGUGCUCCCUUUGCACAUCCGCAUACAACAUACAUGAGACCCGGUUACUGA